CAGGAAGGGGAUUUAUUACUACAGCUUAAGGGCUUUUCGACUUCGUUGCUAUUUGCUAGAACUUUUCAUGGGAAACUUUUGUUAGUGCAUUAUCUAAAACGGUUUAAUGAUUUAGCUAUUAGAGAGGAUACAACCUCUCUGUUUGGUGACAUGGAGGAAUACAAGGUGACUCUGGAUGGACCAGCCCCCUGGGGGUUUAGACUACAAGGAGGCAAGGAUUUUAACAUGCCACUGUCCAUCUCCAGGCUCACACCAGGGGGGAAGGCAGAAGUCACCGGGGUGAAUGUGGGAGACUGGCUGCUGCAGAUUGACGGUGACAAUACCACAACAAUGACACAUAUCGAGGCACAGAACAAGAUCCGAGCCUGCAGCAACAAACUCGGUCUAGUACUCAGCAGAUUCGCACAUGGAGCGGGAAAUCAGUCUAAGGGUUUGCUUACUCCUGAAUCCCAAGCUGUGAAGUAUAACUUUGCACCAAGCACGGCCCUCAACAAAACUGCCCGGCCGUUUGGUGCCGGGACACCACCCCCAGACAACUCUCGGCCAGCUCAGGUUGCCAAGCCCGUGACAUACAACCCCCCUCUACCAUCCUUUACCAGCAGCCCGACCAACAGAACCCAGCACCAGAACGGGCAGGACGGGAGGACAGUGUCAACGGUUACUGGUCAAGAUACCACAGAACAUUCAUCACCCCCAGUAUCUUCUGGUCCUGCAGUGCGCCCUCCUUGGGCUAUAGAUCCCACAUUUGCUGACCGCUAUGCCCCUGACAAAACUACCACUGUCAUGACCAAGCACAGCCAACCAGCAACUCUUACUCCAGCCCAGAACCGCAGCUCAAUCCUGCAGGCAGCAAAUCCACCCUCCACUGGGGACAAGACUCCCAUUUGCUCCCAAUGCAACAAGGUCAUCAGGGGUCGAUAUUUGCUGGCUCUUGGGAGUUACUAUCACCCUGAGGAGUUCAAAUGCUCUCAGUGUCAUAAGGUGCUUGAUGAAGGAGGGUUCUUUGAGGAAAAAGGAUCCAUUUUCUGCCCUCGCUGCUAUGAUGUCAGAUUUGCACCAAACUGUGCAAAGUGCAAGAAGAAAAUCACAGGGGAGAUAAUGCACGCCUUGAAGAUGACAUGGCAUGUUCAGUGUUUUACCUGUGCUUUUUGCAAAACACCUAUACGCAACCGAGCUUUUUACAUGGAAGAGGGUCAGCCAUACUGUGAAAAAGAUUAUGAAAAAAUGUUUGGCACCAAAUGCCGUGGCUGCGACUUUAAGAUUGACGCUGGUGAUCGUUUCUUGGAAGCUCUGGGAUUCAGCUGGCAUGACACCUGCUUUGUCUGCGCUAUCUGUCAGGUGAAUCUGGAAGGGAAGACAUUUUACUCCAAGAAGGACAAACCUCUGUGCAAGACCCAUGCUUUUUCCAACGUUUGAUGAGCGGACUCACUCAUGUGGCACACUCACACACUCACUCACAAGGGCAGACACUUUCACAUCAUCAUGAACACCAGGCCUGCUUUCAUGACGUUGCCCAAGCGCACCCUUGUGAUUUGCACAAUGUGAUGGUCUAUUAGGUCCUGUAAAAUCCAUGUUUAGUCUUUAAAAUAGAUACAUGAGAAAGUUGAAAAAGUAGACAUUUGAUAUUUCAGUCGGCCUAAUUGUAAGCUCAAAACCACCAAAACCAAAAGUGUAUUUUUAAUAAAUAUAAAAACAGUGUCUUAAGCUCUGGUUAAAUUCAGGUGCUAAUAAACUUCUAAGGUAGAAAUAGAGACUCCAGUCACCCACACUGCAACUGUGUGUAUAAUCAUUUUAUGGUAGUCUUAAUUCUACCUCAUUAGUUCUUUAUGUGCAUUUUGUGAAUUUAGAUUGUAUAUGUUCAAACGUUGUUGAUAGGCCCACCCUUUUCUUAAAGUAUUAACAUGGGCUAAGUAAUAACCUUUAUGUCUGUCUUAUGUACGAAGGACUACACAGAAUUAAAUUUUGUAUAAAAUCUAGAACAAGGAAUUGAAGGCCAAAUAUCAUAUCUCAACUAACAUGCUUUAGCAUGUAUCACCCAAAUAGGGUUAAGCCUAUAGGAUCUAGAAAUGAUUAUCCAUUUAAUAAGGAUCUGACAUUAUGUACUAGGAGUCUGAGGAUAUAGAGGGCUGACUUGCUUGUGAACAAAAUGUUUUUAAAAGCCAAAACUUUCAAGCUUUCACCUGCAUAACAUACAGUCAGCUCUGGGUUUGCUGCAUUAUAAGCCAGAAAAGUAUUGCACAACUGAAGUAUAAAAAAAAAAACACAUUAUGGGAAGAAAAUCAUUUAAAAAAACUCCUGGUAUCCUAAAUAUAGACUCCAGCAGUGCUUCUAUAUAGAGGGACACCAUAAACAGCUAAAGGAACAAUUUUGGAUAACUUGAGGGUCUGACAGUUUACAAUUUCUAGGGUGGGGUGUUUGUAACUCAUGGAGGGGGUGACAACAGGGAGGGGACCGUUUACAGAGGGUUGGGCCAUCAUGUAUACAUAACAUAAUUUGUAAGCAUUAGCAAUGUAUACACUUUUUAUAUAUAAGAUUUAUGUACAGUAUUCUUUUUUUUUUUCUUUUGCUGUAUUGGGGCAUCAUAACCAAUUGAAUAUUGCACAAAAUACAGCAUAACUGCUCAAAGAUGUGGUGUCAACUAAACAAAAUGCCUUGCUCUUGCUUCUUCUAAAUUGGAACAGUCUCUCACUUUUAUGAGCCCAGUGGGUAGCAGAAUCCUAAUGUAAAUUAGAAAGAAAAUCCGUGGCACUCAAUGGAAGUGAAAAGGAAAUGGGAGUCAAACUUUCAUGAUUCAGAUAGAGCGUACACAAAAAAAAAAAAAAACACACUUUCCAAUUAAAUUCUAUUAUCAAAUCUACCUAUUUUACUUGGCUCCUUCCAUGAGAGCAUACUGAGGUAGAGGCUCAGGAGUGUGCAUGUGUCAUGAGCACUAUAUGGCUGCUGUGUUUGCAACAAUGUAAUUAUGUUAUAUAUAUACAUAGUGCUUGUUCCUGAGCCUACCUCAGUAUGCUCUUAUAGAAAGAGGCUAAGUGUCAUCAAAAAAUACCAAGAGAAAGAGGCAAACAUAUGUAAAAUUAGAAAUUCUUUUAUUAUAUGCCAUCCUCUAAAUCAUGAAAGUUUCAUAUUGACUUCUGUAUCCCUUUAAGAAUUUUACAGUAGUGACAUAAUAGAGACAAUGUGUAAAUCUGCUUGACACUGUGCUCAGUAUUUCAGCUUAUAUAAGUGUGUUAAUAUACCUGUUAAAUGAGUACUUCCAUUAUUCAGUUCAAACAACUGCUUUUCAUUUUCUACCUGUGAGAGACCUUUCCCUAUAUGUAAGUUUCAGUAACCUACAAACUAAUGUUAAUGCUCGAGUGAUGAGGUUGAACGUCCCAGAAAUAUUAAUGUGUUUUUUUUUUUGUCAGAGUAAAAAAAUUGUGUUUAUAGCUGAGUUGGUCCCAGUAAAUUACUUUGCAGGUUACUGUAUAAGGUAAUGAGUCACUAUAUAGCAUCUGAUGAAGAAAUGGUUUCUAGCUUUUCUGCAUUUACAAAAAUACCUCAUACAAUAUAAGCAUUUGCCUAAGAACCGCACUAUGGGGCAUAUUUAUCAAGCUCUGUACGGAGCUUGAUGCCCCGUGUUUUCGGUGAGCUUUCAGGCUCGCCGGAAACAGAAGUUAUGAAGCAGCGGUCUAAAGGCCGUUGCUCCAUAACCUGUCCGCCUGCUCUGAGGCCGCGGAUAGAAAUUGCCAGAAAUCAACCCGAUUGAAUACUAUCGGGUUGAUUGACGCCCCCUGCUAGCGGCCUAAUGGCCGCAAAUCUGCACGGGGCGGCAUUGCACCAGCCGUUCACAAGAACUGAUGGUGCAAUAAUAAAUGCAGAGAGCAUGUGCUGUCGGCAUUUAUCGAUGUGCAGCGGACAUGAUCCGCUAUAUCGGAUCAUGUCCACUCGCAGAAUCAUAAAUAUGCCCCUAUGUUUUUAGUAGUAUCUUGCUAUUGAUUAAUAGGAUCCGAUUCCUACAUCUACAUUGCUCACAAAACAAGGCUUUAGUCUCUUAUCUGGGUUUUCAUUUUCCCUGUGUAUUUUAGAAGGAACCUUUUCAUUGUACACGUCUGUAACAUUUUAUUCAUUGCUGUUUCUGUUACAAUUUGUUUGUUUGAACAUUUUACUUGUUUGCAUCUUAUUAAAUAUCACUGCAGAACA
Bombina bombina (fire-bellied toad) is the source of this 4179-nucleotide messenger RNA. It is a transcript of the gene PDLIM7, whose product is annotated as PDZ and LIM domain 7. The record is from RefSeq and is a predicted model, not a curated record. The transcript is spliced from 11 exons. Gene Ontology annotation, biological process: heart development; muscle structure development; actin cytoskeleton organization. Gene Ontology annotation, molecular function: muscle alpha-actinin binding; actin binding. Gene Ontology annotation, cellular component: Z disc; filamentous actin; adherens junction. Bases 151 to 1416 code for a protein of 421 amino acids. Lineage: Eukaryota; Metazoa; Chordata; Amphibia; Anura; Bombinatoridae.